This is a messenger RNA of Anastrepha ludens (Mexican fruit fly), 490 nucleotides long. RefSeq lists its product as uncharacterized. The transcript has 3 exons. The record is from RefSeq and is a predicted model, not a curated record. NCBI's taxonomy places the organism in Eukaryota, Metazoa, Arthropoda, Insecta, Diptera, Tephritidae. The coding region runs from base 103 to 462 and encodes 119 amino acids.
UAGAGAAACCUCAAGCGAAAGCAAAGCAAGCGAUUUUACUGAAAAUCCUCACACUCGUAAGGAAUCUGAGCUACUCGCUCAACCCUACCCAGCAUAGCAAAAAUGCUACGUCAACCGAACGCACCUAUGGAUGCAACAGGUGUGGGUAGGCGGCGGAAACGCAAUAAUUUAGUGGAAUUUGAGUAUGAACGAGUGGACGAUAACAGCGAUGCUGAUGAUGACCACGGAGAUGUGCUUAAAAAUAUGAGAGCACAGAAUUUUUUUAAUAAUCCGCUAUCGGCAUUUCUCGCCACUCUGAGCAGCAUCGUUUUCUGGUGCAUUUAUUGGAUGGCGAAAGCAUUGAUUGCGAUUGCAGGUAUUUUUAUUAUUAUCGCAUUCAUCUGCCCUCAUAAAUGCAUUGAGCUUUUUAAUCACUUUAUGGACCAACACAAAUUGGAGGAGAAAUUCAGAGAGGAAUUAUAAGGAGUUAAGCCAAAAAGCAAUGCUGAUG